Molecule: messenger RNA, 1240 nt
Organism: Salvia hispanica
Lineage: Eukaryota; Viridiplantae; Streptophyta; Magnoliopsida; Lamiales; Lamiaceae
Product: Hus1-like protein
Biological process (GO): mitotic intra-S DNA damage checkpoint signaling; telomere maintenance; nucleotide-excision repair
Cellular component (GO): site of double-strand break; checkpoint clamp complex; nucleolus
Source: RefSeq, a predicted model, not a curated record
AUCUUUUUAAAAAUAACAAUAAAUAAAUAAAUGAAAAAAAAAAGAGAGAGAAAAUUCGAUUUGGCGGGAAACAGAUAUCAUAAAACUCCCUCCAAUUCAAGACCAUUUCCCAAAACCCUUUCUCCUAAAUCUUCAGCUUCUUCUUCUUUCCUCCAAUUUCUCUCACACACACACACACAAUUGAAAGAUGAAAUUCAAAGCAUUCCUCACAGACAACGGCAUCAAUCUGUUGGAGAAGCGGAUCCUAGCCGCCCUGGACAAAAUGGGGCGGGUAUGCCACCUGUACCUGACCCGCGACCACGCCUUCUUCCUCCACAACCUCCUCUCCGUCGACGGCGUCCACUCCGUCGCUCAAUUCAGCAAGGAAUCCCUCUUCCACGACUACCGCAUCUCCAGCAACAACGACGACCGCAUCGCCUUCUCCGUCGAUCUCUCCCUCCUCCACCGCGCCCUCCGCUCCGUCCUCGCCGUCCGCGACUCCAAUUCCAACGCCCUCCUCAUCAAGCUGGUCAAAAAGCUCCCCCCAAAUUCCACCCAAGCCACGCCGUUCCUCACCUUCGAGGCCAGGGGCCACCGAUCCGCCGUCGUCCAGGACGUCCCCAUCUCCAAACCCCUCUCCCGAGCCGACGUCCAAGAGCUCCACCUCGCCGUCGAGAGCUGCGAGCAGCUCCCGGCGACUCUCGUCAUGGCGCCGGAGCUCAGUUCUCUCCACAGUUUCGUCGACGGGAUGAAGCACGUCGGGGACGUGAUGGCGGUCUCGGUGAGCAAGUAUGGGGACCUGCAUUUGCAGAUAUCCACAUCGCUGAUCGCGCUGGGGGCCGAGUUCAGGAAGCUGAAGGUCUUGGGGGAGAGGGCCGAUCCGGUGGCCGAGGACAACGGGCUUGGCGCGAAGACGAGGGUGGAGAGAGGCGUGCAGAGGGGGGAUGCGAUGACUGUGCAGGUGAGCGUGAAGCAUUUCUUCAAGAGCCUUCAGUGUAGUUUGGCGAAGCCCGACUGCGCCUUCUUUGGGAUCGCUCCGCAGGGUGCUUGCCUCAUGGUGUUCUUCCAGUUCUUUGUUCCCGGGACGAGGGUCACGGAUAAGUCGUUUAGCCUGCACUGCAAGCUGCCUGUGCUCGACACCGGCUCCAGCUGAGGAUAAAGAUUAGCAAUGUUGAUUUACAUUUGAGGCCUGUACUUGAUGCUAUGUUGCAAUACUAGUGAUACAAACUCUCACGUGUUGAAUUGCAUUUUUAUCUGUUCA